CUUUUGCACUCAUGCCUAAUUAUGCGGAACGUGUGGGACUGUACUACUACUACAAAUACAGAAUGUAGAAAUUGUUUUUACGUGUCGUUCAGGUUGCGCUACGAUCAUAUUCCCGAGAAUUGUUUUUGUGUCACAAAAGUUAAGCGUAGAUUUUUUUUCUUAUUGUCGUACUGAUUCAUUGUUGUUUAAGUGGUAAGCGGUCGCAUGUGUGGAAAAAAGUGAAUUGUUGUUACGUCGGAACUUGAACAAGCGGAAAGUUGUGCUUGAAAUGGUUUCCGAUACUCUUAGAGUUUUGCAUUUGCCACCCCAUCUGUCCGACGAAAGACGUGACGAAUUGUUCAAAAAGUAUGGGGCUACGAAAACUAGGACCGUGCGUCGUUCCGACACUUACUCUUCUACCUUCGUUAAAUUCCCUUCCAAAGAAGCUGCUACAGAGGCUUUCUUACAGUUACAUCAAUUGGAAAUCAAAGGCCAAUAUUUAUCUGUGGAGUUUGCCAAAAAGUCAUUAUCUGAAGAAACACCAGAAAGCGAGACUGAAAACAAAAGUUUGGAAAAUGAGCAAAAAGCUGAAGACAAGGAAAGUUCUGACGGCAAACAUUUUCAGGCUUUCUUAAAAAAAUUGAAUGGCUGGACCAGCAAUGAAAUAUUUACUCAACCGCCUCAUCCUAAUGUAUGGUACAGAUAUUCCUUACCAACUAAAAAUACACUUUUGAGGAUAGCUAUACAGCUGAUCAAGGAACCUGCUUUUUAUACGCAGGUUCUACAUUUAAUGAACAAAAUGAAUCUUCCGCCUCCAUUUGAGGAGCUCGAAGAAGAAUUUCCGAUGCUGAAAGAGGCUUACGAAAUAGAAAAGUAUCGCGACAUCCUGGGUCGAGUAGGGGACGACCGUAACGACAGGAUAUCAGCGGAGGAAGAUGAGGAAGAGUCUGAAAUCGAGUCGGACGGAGGUUGCAAUGCAAACCCGUUAGCGAAUAUCGCCCCAAAGCGAAGCAAACCACAGUCUAAAAAACGUUUAAAAAUACCAAAAUUCACGAAUCCAAAUAAAGUCAAACAAAGCGUUACGAGUACGAGUACAACGAGCAAAAUUAUAAGACCGGAAGAUAUGUUCGAGUCGGUGCAACUCCCAGAAAAUAAAUCGAAAAAAAUCGAACUAAAGCCGAUCGAAAAAUUGGAUGCUGAAGUAAGAUUUCCUGAAAAAGAGGAGAACAAAUCUGACGAAGUAGAGGGUGGUUUUGGGCUUAUCUUUCCUACGAAAAAGAAUGAAGGCAACGCUGAGGAUAUUGAAUGCGAAACCACGGACAAAGACAUUGAAAGAGAUUGCAUAACUACCGAGGAGCUGGAAGCGAAUAAAAUAUCCAGUAACGAUCAGAGACUGCUGCCGGUAUUCAAGAAUUAUCAUGCGGGAAAACCGUCCUGCCGUUUGUAUAUAAAAAACCUUUCAAAGCAAGUGGAAUCCAAGGAUUUACAUUUCAUUUAUCGACGUUACGUUAACGAAAGAUUGGACAACUCGGAGUCUCCAUACGACGUCCGCUUGAUGCAAGAAGGACGAAUGAAAGGUCAAGCUUUCGUUACUUUGCAAAACAUAGGUCAAGCCCAAUUAGCACUGAACGAAACUAAUGGUUAUAUUCUCAAGGACAAACCGAUGGUCGUCCAAUUUGCAAAAGCUGCAAAAAGUUGAUUUCCUUUAUAUUUUUGGGUACGCUUUCUUCUCAGAGAAGAAAAUAAUGCGUUCGAUGUACAUAGUGUAAAUUUACUACAAAUAAAAAUAGUUGCUUAUGUUUUGUCGUGUGUAACGACAAAAAUUUA
Messenger RNA from Venturia canescens, 1806 nucleotides. RefSeq names its product RNA-binding region-containing protein 3. Gene Ontology annotation, molecular function: pre-mRNA intronic binding; U12 snRNA binding. The record is from RefSeq and is a predicted model, not a curated record. Gene Ontology annotation, biological process: mRNA splicing, via spliceosome. The coding region runs from base 269 to 1678 and encodes 469 amino acids. Gene Ontology annotation, cellular component: U12-type spliceosomal complex. Lineage: Eukaryota; Metazoa; Arthropoda; Insecta; Hymenoptera; Ichneumonidae. The transcript has 5 exons.